GCUGGAGCACCAGUGUCUCAUUUAACCACGUUAAGGUCAAACCAUGGACAGGAACUUUAUCUCAGCAGCUCUGAUGCUUUUGUUAUCAGGUAUGUGUGCAGGUGAGGGUAUUUUACCCACAGCCCCCCUGAGUGGGGUUGUAGCAGGGACAGUGAAGUUCACCACCAACCUCACCCCCCCACAGACUCCAUUUCUGUCCGUCAGUUGGAGCUUCAGAGGUAAGAUCAUCAUCACAUCCACGAGCGUCAACAUCACCGACCCRGGAUACACCAACAGGAUCUCACUGGAUCGAGCCACCGGAGCCCUGGAGCUUAGAAACCUGGUGCUGGAGGACAGUGGGGACUACACACUCACUGUCAUACCUAAUGGGGGGCUGCAGGAACUCGGGAAGACCACGCUCAAUGUGUAUGUACCAAUAACUGGAGCCAUAAUCCGCAGCCCUGCAGCCAUCCUGAUAGAAGGUCAAAACUCCACCAAUCUGAGCUGUGAGGCCUCCGGAUCCAUCCGCAGCACAAAGUGGAUGAAGGAUGGUCUUCCUCUUCAGCUCAGUGACAGCGUCAGCUUAUCUAUGGACAACAGGACGGUGUUCAUACAACCUGUCCUCAGCUCCAGCCGAGGCAUSUAUGAGUGUCGACUCAGCAACCCUGUCAGCAUCUCGACGGCGACUCUUAAUCUCAUUGUCAACUAUGGACCGUAUAACACCUCAGUUAUUGGACCAUCAGGAGCUUCACUUGGCUACAGAGUGACGCUGCAGUGCACCGCAGCAUCUGUUCCACCAGCAAACUUCAGCUGGAUGUUCAACGGCAAUGAGACAAAUGUUAAUAAUUCCCUGUAUGUCAUAGAGAAGUUAGAGGUMAGGAACGCUGGGAAUUACACCUGCACUGCCAGAAAUAUGGUGACCAUGAAGGAAAACUCUUCAGUUCUGAAUCUGAGAGCGUCCUGCAGCGCUCCCUGCUGGUCAGUUUCAGUYUUUGUCCUCUGUGGGUUUUACCUGAGAGGGUUACAGUAAAAACAGCAGAUUCCCUCUCCUUAUGAU
This is a messenger RNA of Austrofundulus limnaeus, 1036 nucleotides long. Its product is annotated as carcinoembryonic antigen-related cell adhesion molecule 6. Lineage: Eukaryota; Metazoa; Chordata; Actinopteri; Cyprinodontiformes; Rivulidae. The record is from RefSeq and is a predicted model, not a curated record. The transcript is spliced from 6 exons. Bases 44 to 1009 code for a protein of 321 amino acids.